CAUUUUAUGUUUGCAUAUGUGUGCUAAUAAUUGUACCACGAAUAGAUAUCCGCCAUGCUUUUAUUUAGUUUUAUGCUUACCUUAAAACAAAUAAAAUGAAAUAAAAAACAAUAUAAACAAUGGACUAUUUUCUUUCCGACAUUUUUGCGGAACAAUAGGCGAGGUCACGAACCGCCAUACGAUGGUUGUGUUGUCUAAGCAGCGUGUAAUAAAUUGAAAAUGGCAGUGUAUUACAAUUUAAAUCCCUUCUAAUUACACAUGAAUACUUAGCUGUGACUUUGCUCAAUCGUUGGUUUUAACCGAUAAUCAGUCAUCAUCACUGUACUGUUCUAGAAAAGCUGUUUCUGAGGUAGGGCAUUGAGAGGAAGGCAGGAUGGGCAAGUUGUUGUCAAAGAUAUUCGGGAACAAGGAGAUGAGGAUUCUCAUGCUUGGUCUUGACGCUGCAGGGAAAACCACUAUUUUAUACAAGUUGAAGCUCGGCCAGUCAGUGACUACUAUACCUACAGUGGGAUUUAACGUAGAAACCGUCAACUAUAAAAAUGUUAAAUUUAGUGUUUGGGAUGUUGGAGGCCAGGACAAGAUCCGUCCCUUGUGGCGACACUACUACACAGGCACCCAGGGCCUCAUAUUUGUCGUGGACUGCGCAGACAGGGACCGCAUUGACGAGGCUCGUCAGGAGCUCCACCGGAUUAUCAACGACCGCGAGAUGAGGGAGGCCAUCGUCCUCGUGUUUGCCAACAAGCAGGACCUACCAGAUGCCAUGAAGCCCCACGAGGUGCAGGAGAAGCUGGGACUGACGCGUAUACGAGACCGGAACUGGUAUGUGCAGCCAGCUUGUGCCACAACAGGAGAUGGACUUUACGAGGGGCUCACCUGGCUCACAUCAAACUGUAAAUCCUGAUUACCUCCUGCACAAAACUAGGAUAGAUAUCUACUGUGUACAUACACCAACUUUUUAUACAUUCUAUUCAUUGGCUUGCAUUUGUCUGAGGAAGAGGCAUGUUGUGUUGACAUGUCUUAGGUGCAGGAAUUGACUGCCUUGUGUAAACAGAUAUACUUACCUGCGUUUGGGUCUCAUGAUGGGGAACAGUUGCUGUAUUCAACCAGGAGUGAGAGAACUUCAUACCUGCUUCCACAAUAUAUCGAUGACGGCAAAGUGCUUUGUAGUCUACCUAUACUAUUGAGAUAUUUAACAAAACUGCUUAGGAAACAGCUUUUAGGUUUUACUGACCGAGAGGUCUUUAUAUGAAUUAUUUAUACAUGUACAAUUGGAUAUUUGGAUGACUGUGUGUCUAGUGGUGAUAGUUUUUGUUAUGUACAGUGUACAGUGGUUUAAGUGCAAUGUGUAAGGAAUCAGUUGGACAUUUAUUAGUCUUAUCACUACUGGCAUUCCAUGUGUGAAUCUGGUCUGAAUAGGAUACUAGAGGAACACUUUUCGCAGUAACCACUGAUUUGUAAUAUAGGCUGGCCAUAUAGCCUUAAUGUGAUAAAUAUGAAAAACUAUCAAAUGUAAUGGAUAAUCUUUUAAUGAUGAUAAAGUAAAUCACUUCAUGGCAAAUAUUUUAACUCUAACUACAUACCACACAAUUUUUCUUGCAUUUUCUGUGUGACUGUUACUCCUAAUUGAUACCUGGGGCUAUUUUGCUUAGAUGUCUGAAUGAUACACACUGAUAAAAUCAUAUUCCCAUCCUUCAUAACUAACCCAUUUGAACGAAAUGAUAGCCAGCAGUACUCCUGAGUAGAUAUUUGAAAAUCAGUAUAAUGGAGUAUAAAUGUUUUUGUCAAUAAUUAUUUACCCAAGAUCAAAAAUUGUCAAUAUGAUGUAAGAAGGCAUCGGGCCAAAUUUUUACUGGUCAAAACAUGAUUUUUGCAUGAUCCAAAAUACAAGAAAAAGAAAGACAUGGAUGUAAUUGUUAUUAUUAAAAUUUUCAUUUUUCUCCUUCAUGAAUGUUUUGAAUGGCUUAAUACAAGAAGUUAACUUAUUUUCCCUUUGUUGUCCAUGUUACAUUUGUGUUCAGAAGGGAAACUGGUUACUGUGUGUGAAAAUAUGUUUUAGCUUUUGAUAUUGAUAAGCCUCAGAUGCAUUUAUGGUAGUUCAUAAUUUAUAAUAAUGUGUGUUUUAACUUUUAUGCUGGAUUAUAUAUGUUAUAUAUUACAGUAAUUCUUACCGUAAGAAUGGCUUAACACCACUUCUAACCAAUCUGUCAAAAUACAUUAUGUGUUUCUAUUUGUUUUCUUAAAGAAUUUACACACUUAGUGUGGCACCUCUUCUUAAAUAGCGUAUCAAAAAAUUGCUUUCUCAAAUCUUAUGUUGAAUGACAUAAUUGUAAAUAAUUUGGCCAAAUAGAGUGACUGGCGUUAAUAGAUACCGGUAAUAUCUAUUUGAGUUUGCAAAAAAAUGUGUAACAGUAACUUAAUAUCUAAUUCAAUUCCUUGAUGUAGGCUAUUUUGUUAUACGCUAAUUGGUUAUAGGGCCACCACGUCAGUAGGUAGUUACAAUUAUGAGGUAUAUUUCUACAUGGUAGUGUCUAAUCUGUAUAUAUAUGGACAUAUAAUAAUUGUACUUUCCUUUUUUGUAAAAAUGGAUGAAACCAGUUUGCAUACAAGGUUGUUUUACUAAAAGGUGUUUGUAAUUGCCUUAUAUGUUUCAACAAAUAUGUGCAUACUUCAAUGUUUAAAUGAAUGUACAAAUUUUUGGUUAAGAAUUUUUCAUCAAACAUAAAAUGCAUCUGCCAUUGCCUAUUGGCACUAGAGACUUAAAUUCUCAUGGUAGAAACGUGCAGACGGAAAUAUCAAACAUUUUAAUAUUGACAGGUUUGACAGGCACAGCCAUAAAAUGUAUUGACCACUCAUACAUUGUGUAGAUAUGCUUUGCUUUAAUUUAUUUUCAAUACAUUGUAAAUGAUUCUUUUAAUAUUUCUAAUUAAUUAUAUGAGUUUCAAGUGGUAAUUUGUUUAAUUGUUAGUGUCUUAAUUUUAAUAUAUGUUUAAUGUUAAUACAUUUUUUAAGUGACUCUGUCUUAAUAAAAAGGCAUGUUAAAUGCAUUCUCUUAUUUUUUGGGUUGACAUUUUCCGAAUACUAUAUUGUGAGAAAUAUCAUCUAUGUUAAUAUAAUUCGAAAGCAACACAAAGGCAACUUUUAAUAAUUUCCCUCAUAUUGGCAUACUAUCAUUGAUAUUUAACCGUAUGAAAAUAAUAAGGAAUAUAAUAUUUUAGAAUAUCUGAAAGCAUAUUAACUGUAUAAUAGUCAGUGUAUUAUUGUAUGCUCAAUUUUGUAUAAGUCAUGGAUAUUAUUCUUAACUUCUUUUUUCAGUCAUAGACUGGUAGUCUAAUUUUGAAACAUCAUUUUUUUGCUAAAAUAUCUGAAACGUUUUCUGAUUCUUCCUUCCCUUUUUUCGGCAUUCAGAUGAACUCAUUUCAUGGUUUUAAAACAUUGAAUUGGGCAGAGGAAGGAUUGAUAUCUGAUCUCUAGAGCAUUUGAACAAAAUAUUCAUAGCAUACACUUUUAAGUUACAAACUACAUGAUAAAAAUAUCAUCAUUAUUUUAAGUGAAACAAAUUGAUGUCAAUGUCAGUGUAAUUAAGUUCUUAUUCAUGAUCUUCAACUAUCUCCACAAUUGUUUUCAAGAAAAAAAUGGCAGUUAUAGUAAAUUUUAGUUUUUUAGUAAAUUCUGUAAGAUUGUUAAAGAGAUCACAAUAAUCCAAAAUUCCCCAGCUUAGGAAGAAGUAUUACUGUCGAAGGCAUUCUAAUGAUAUUACUUUGAAAUUUAUUCUGGAAAUGGUAAAAGAUGUUGUUAUAAAUUAAGUUGCGCCUUAAAUGCAGAACUGCUAAAUGGGGAAAGUGACAACAGACCCUUAACCUUUUAUUAUCACCUACAGUUAACGUGUUCAUGCAACUGCCAUUAUUGAUUUCCCCUUAUAUUCAUUGAUGUACAAGGUAGUAUGAUACUUCAAACAUGUUAAAGUUUUUUCUCCUAAAAAUGGCAACACAAAUUUUGAUAAUCUAAGUAGUGUAAAAAAGAGUGAUGCUUUGAAUGGUUUGCUCAUAGUAAAAUACGAAAGUUGUGUAGGUGUUACCUUUUAAAUUAAUGUUAUAGUCUGAUGGUGCAAACUUUUUUAUUAUUCUGUACCAUAAUCUAUGAAAAUGUACUCUUCUAUUGUUAAUAUAUGCAAAUAAAGAAUCAGAAAUAAGCAACA
Molecule: messenger RNA, 4195 nt
Organism: Mya arenaria
Lineage: Eukaryota; Metazoa; Mollusca; Bivalvia; Myida; Myidae
Product: ADP-ribosylation factor 6
Exons: 5
Coding region: 374-901 (175 amino acids)
Biological process (GO): intracellular protein transport; vesicle-mediated transport
Cellular component (GO): cytoplasm
Molecular function (GO): GTP binding; GTPase activity
Source: RefSeq, a predicted model, not a curated record